Molecule: messenger RNA, 3385 nt
Organism: Carassius carassius (crucian carp)
Lineage: Eukaryota; Metazoa; Chordata; Actinopteri; Cypriniformes; Cyprinidae
Gene: adcyap1r1b
Product: adenylate cyclase activating polypeptide 1b (pituitary) receptor type I
Exons: 14
Coding region: 479-1816 (445 amino acids)
Biological process (GO): adenylate cyclase-modulating G protein-coupled receptor signaling pathway; cell surface receptor signaling pathway
Cellular component (GO): plasma membrane; neuron projection
Molecular function (GO): vasoactive intestinal polypeptide receptor activity; G protein-coupled peptide receptor activity; peptide hormone binding
Source: RefSeq, a predicted model, not a curated record
UCAGGGAUCAUUGUGAGUCUGCGCGGAUAACCGCUAAGCAGCGGAGUGUUACAACAAUAUAGAGAAUAGCGAGUUAUAUCCAGACCACAUCCCUUACUUCAAAGCUGCCCUGGGCUGAUCAGUGUAUUUAUGUGCGCGUAUCUUUCAUUCAUUGCCUUAAUUAGACAUCUGUUCCCUCGUUCAUCUUUGAGAGAGAGAGACACUACUUGACCGCAGAAGUUUUUCGGGGCGUCUUGAGGGAAUGUUUGUGCACCAGCGCGCGACGCAGCAGUUACAACGCCUGUGACUGUCAGCGCGAGACACUCUGCAUCGUGUUGAUACGUCCUUUCUCGACACCCUUCUUCCUGCUGGGACAAUCUGAUGGUGAUUUGAAGAACUGCAGCAGAUUUCCAGUGCACCUUUUUACCAUCCAGCACUUUGCUGUUCCCCUCUGCUGCUGCUGAUCGGCGGAUACAAUCACAUCACUGCUCCAGACAAAAUGGCUUCCACAGUGAGAAAAUGUCAGCACCUGUUUUUAACACUCAUCCUUCUCCCUUUGAUCUACUGCAUGCACCCAGACUGUGUCAUUCAGUUAGAGAAAGAGAAGUGCAUGGAAAGGAUGACCAUGGAUGACCCUAGCAGUGAACCUGAAUUGGUCUGUCGAUGGAUGUGGGACAACCUCACCUGCUGGGAGCCAGCAAAAAUUGGUCAAGUGGUCUGGAUGCCUUGUCCUGAGCUAUUUGAAUUCAUGAGUGAGCAGAAUGAUGAGUUUGGAAAGGUCAGUCGUAAUUGCACCGAGGAGGGCUGGUCAGAGAUGUUCUCUCACUACGUAGAUGUUUGCCCUUUUAAUGAAAAUGGAACAAGUCCAGACAUGUACUAUGUGUCAGUAAAGGCUCUUUAUACUGUUGGCUACAGCACCUCACUGGUGUCUCUAACCACUGCCAUGGUCAUUCUCUGCAGGUUCAGGAAGCUGCAUUGCACCAGGAAUUUCAUUCAUAUGAACUUGUUUGUGUCCUUCAUCCUGAGGGCCAUUUCAGUCUUCAUUAAAGAUGGCAUUUUAUAUGCAGAGGAGGACAGCAACCAUUGCUUUAUACACACUGUGGAGUGUAAAGCAGUGAUGGUAUUUUUUCAUUAUUGUGUUUUGUCAAACUACUUCUGGCUGUUUAUCGAGGGCUUGUAUCUUUUUACGCUGCUUGUUGAGACAUUCUUUCCUGAGAAAAGAUACUUCUACUGGUACACCAUUAUUGGAUGGGGUACUCCAACAAUCUGUGUGGCUGUCUGGGCAGUCUUAAGAGCUCAUUUUGAUAACAUUGGUUGCUGGGAUAUCAAUGACAACGCUGCCAUCUGGUGGGUGAUCAAGGGUCCUGUUCUUGCCUCUAUCAUGAUCAACUUUAUACUCUUUAUUGGCAUCAUUAUAAUCCUGGUGCAGAAGCUGCAGUCUCCAGAUAUUGGAGGGAAUGAGUCCAGCAUUUAUCUGCGUCUGGCUCGCUCCACUCUUCUCCUCAUUCCUCUAUUUGGAAUUCACUAUACCGUGUUUGCUUUCACACCAGAAGAUGUCAGCAAAAGAGAAAGACUCGUGUUUGAACUUGGUCUUGGUUCUUUUCAGGGUUUUGUAGUAGCUGUCCUUUACUGCUUUCUUAAUGGAGAGGUGCAGUCCGAAAUCAAACGAAAAUGGCGCAGCUGGACGGUGAACCGGUACUUUGCUGUCGAUAUGAAGCACAGGCACCCGUCUCUGGCCAGCAGUGGUGUGAAUGGGGGCACACAGCUCUCCAUCCUCAGCAAGAGCAGCUCACAGAUCCGCAUGUCCAGCCUGCAGGCUGAAACACCGGCCACAUGAGCGCUCAGACGACCAAACUCCUUAGAACUAGAGCUACAAAAUAACCUACGUCAACAUCCAAGUCCUGUUUCAUCUUUUGAGUCUGCAUAGUGCCGGUUGAAGCUGUAAUAUCUGUCAACCCUCCAUAGGUGACAGGCUUUUGCUACAGAACUCUGAGGAGCUCACAACCAAUGGUCUAUUGUGUGCCAAGCAAACAUGGAUACCUUUGAUACGGACUUACGGAGGAAUCAGAUUUGAUCUGAACUGAAUGAAAUUACAGACCGAGGGGAAAUAAUGAUUCCAUAGAAAUCCAGUAUUUAGGAUGUUUUCAUCCAGAAAGCUAUAGUUCGUGAACAAAAUGGAUAUUUUUGUACAUAUCAACAUAACAAGUCUCUCGUGUUUCAUUUCUCUGUCUGUGAAGAUUUGUGACAGUUCGAGAUUCUCAGUAUUUGAUCAUCAAAGCAUCAUCGAAGAGGACGAAGACAGUAGCAGACCUCACCGCAAUGGGAUGUGGGACAUGAAAAGUCAUUUUGGAAGGAGAAGGAACCACAUAUUUCACACAGGAGCUUAAUGAAUAACUCAUCCCCAGUUCCUUAUACCAAUUUAAUAUGUAAAUAUUUCCAUAUGUUGUAACUGUAGAAUGAAGGACUGAAGGAAAAAGCAAGUUUAAGGACUACGAAGUCUAAGGAUCCACAUUCUGGAUGAUUCUUGGGCACAGUGUUGGAUUCUUUUAUAGUCAAAACCUCAUUAAAACAGUGAGUAACUCAACUUGUCAAUUUGUUUUCAUGAGUAGAUUCCUCUUGUAUUUGUACAUGUGCUCCAAUUUUUUUAAAUAGCCUCUAUUACAGAAAAUGCCAUUUAGAAUACAACAAGUUCAUGCCACAAUGUUGGCAUAUUAAUAUAUAACUGGGUAAUAUGGGUGUAAUAGAUUUGUAAUAUGCAUGUUGAUUCCCCCCCCCCCCACACAUUUCUAUGACUACUAGCUGUCAUACAGUGAAUUUACAGCAAAGAAUCAUGAAACAUUACACUCUUAUCAAUAAAUAAAUUAUUUAUAAGCUAUUUUAUUUUUUUCUGUUUAAAGGCUGAGCAUGUUCUUAUAGCUGUUCUGACACAUAUUUGAUCUUUUGCUCAUUUUGUAAUUUAAUGUCAAAAGCAUUAACAAAUAGAGCACUUUUAAGAUUCCAAAGAAGAUUUUUUUGAAUAUUUGACCUCUUAAUACGUCAUUUGCCGUACAAGUUUGCAAGUCUUUGCGACUGAUGUCACUGCAUAAGAAGAUGUUUUUUGCUUCUUCAAAGUGCCUUUUUUUUGCACAAAAGAGACAUCAGUUUGGUUUUACCAAGACAAACUGCAACACAUAACUGCAUCCCUCUUUGAAAGAAUAUUCAUUAUGCUUCAGCAAACCUUAAGAGGCCUUCAGAGAAUUCAAGCUAGUUCAUCCCUUUUCUUUGGCGUAUCUUUUUACAGGCCUUCAAUUUUCUUUCAGUAAUGCUGAAGUAAGAAAGAAAAGGUUUGUGCAUAUGUAAUUUGAUAUAUAUGUAAUCAUUCCAAAAACUUAAAAAAAGUUUAUUUUGGAGGAUACAUGUUUUACAU